This is a messenger RNA of Amoebophrya sp. A25, 3615 nucleotides long. The record is from the annotation of a GenBank genome assembly. NCBI's taxonomy places the organism in Eukaryota, Dinophyceae, Syndiniales, Amoebophryaceae.
AUGACGCUGAUUGCAGUGAACAAUUAAGGCAUUAUGUUAUGCACGAGUACUUUCAAUUUGCAGAAGAUGAACAAAGGGGAAAUGGAAAAACGGUAAUAUGGACAAUUGAGUACUUUCAAUUUGCAGAAGAUGAACAAAGGGGAAAUGGAAAAACGGUAAUAUGGACAAUUCCAAUUGAUUUCCAAAAAAUGAAUCAGUGCCACCGUUAUAGUUCUAACACAUGGAGAAGAAGGACAAGGCAACACAUCCGAGUUCUUUUACCGAUGGGGCAGCAACCUUUUCAGCGAUUAUUCUUGGUGGUCCCUCGUCUACAAGCUUAUAUGCGGAACGCUAUCAUUUGUGGUUGCUUCGUGCAGGGUCUGCCUGCUGGGAGCCGAUUGUCCGAGGUUGUCGCUCUGGAAGCGCCUAUUGCUUCCUCGAAAUGCGCAGAUUUCUGCCUGCUCCGGCUUUUUUGUUAAGAAGUGCAUUAGCUGUAGUUGAACACCACCUAUUGUUCCGCAAAAUCAAAUUUUACAGCAAGCCUCUACUACAGCCAGCAUUUUAUUAAAGUUUUGUUCAUCCUGAUCCUGAUGCUUUUACUAGGAAAGCAAUUUUUCUCAUUUUUCUCAUCUAUUCUAGAAAGCGGAGGUGGCCGAGCGAUAUAUUUAUAGUAUUUGACAUGUUCUUGUAGAAGUCAUCUUCCUGUGGUCCACUGUUUUCUGUUAAAAUUUUAUCGUACAACUAGUUCAUCCUAAAGAUCCGUUUCUAAUGUGACACGUGAGCCUGUUUCAUCUAGGUCUCAACUGUUAUGCAUUGGGCAAUUUAAUGAUAUGGAAUACGGCUAUCCUUGCCAAUUUUAAACGGGAUUGUGGAUUGACGAUGUGGCAUCCCUUUGCUGUUUUCUUUAUAGCUGCAUUUGCUGUUAAGGCUAUAGAUAAUUCAUCUUUGACAUACUGGCGCAUCCUUGAAAAGUUUUCUUUUCCUUAGAAAUACUCUUCAAGUAUAGGACGCAGUGAGAACAAGAUGAGUUACAGAUGAGAGGUCUAAUGCUGGCACUCUCGCUUUUCUCGCAUUCCCAUCUCGCUUUCUGUGCCGUUCUUGCAUGCAUCGUCGUGACAAACGGUGGGAGCGUGAAGGAAAUCAACUGCGAAAAUUGAACAAGUUAAGCACUACUAGCACGACUUUUUCAGGUUCAGUCUAGUAUUUUUCACAAUUACAACAUCAACGACAGUUUCAGUAGAGUAAAUCGCUUCUCUUCGUACUUCCGAAGAUACAAAGUCGUUUAUCAAUCUCGUCUAAAAGUUAUAGACCAUCUCCAGCAAAAUGGAAACGAGCAAUACCAGCUGGAAGGAGCGUUUCCGCAAGCUUGGCAAGAAAAUCCUCAGAAUCCUUCUCCUGGUGAAAACGAUGAAGAUUAAGGAUUCAUCCCCUAUAAUUAAAUUCAUCUUGUUCACGAGCAUCAUCUUGAGAAGCUGCUUUCUCAUGGAAAAAAUUUCGUAGCAUUUCUCGAGAUGGACCUCUCGAGAUGGACCUCUAGGUCGUGAGCUCUAAGAAGCUGAGGGAGGUCGCAGUUUUUGCUAUCGUUAUAUCUACGGCGUUGGCGCUCUAUUCUGGACCGAAAAAGUGGAAUAUAAAACAGCAGCUACAGAAGUAACGAUUCUCGAACCCGAAAAUGGCAAGAAUCAUAUUCCGCAUCGAUUAUGGCCAGGAAAAAAGUGGCCAGCUACAACCGCUUUUCAUUCUCCCUCCCGUUCCCUCCAUUUUGACCUCUUUCUCGUCUGAGCAUCAUGCCUUUGUGAUACUAGGUCUUUUUUGGUAUUUCCAUACAUAUUUAUAGGUAGUGUUAGAACACGCAGUUACUGCCUCAGCGACUCUCUAAAUCAACAUGUGAAGCCUCAGGAAAUAAUGGUCAUAAAACCGAGCAGUCCUGGCGAUGCGUAUCUGAUGUCUGCGAGUGGGUACCCUGGUUCCGUCGGCGCUAGUUGUGGCAUCUUCGGAGUAUUGAGUUAAGCUUAUUGACAAGUGAUAGCAGGUCUCUAUUACUUAUAUCAUAAUUUCUUGACCUUCUGCCUCUGGCUUCUUUUGCUGCACUGGUUGUAGGAAAUAAGAGGAAGAAGAAGUCAAGAGUGUAGUUGUUGUCCCGAGCAUUGGCUGAAAUAAGAUGUCUAUAUGACCGCACCACGGUAUAAUCUAUUAUCGGAACAUCAGGAACGACCUGGUGCUUGUUGUGCUCUAUUUACGACAUGAGCAUGUGAGGACUGAGGCCGCACCUCCUGCUGCUCUAACAGAGUUACUUCGUUUUCUGUGUGUCGUACUACACCCAGCUGAGAUUCGCGCUUCAGUUCUACAUUGUUAAUUCCAUCUUCUUCGUGGCGAUAAGCCUCUUGCCUGGCAUUGACGUGCGUGGUCACAUCGGCGGAGCUCUUGCUGGAAUAGCUUGCGGCGCGUUCUUUCAUCCCAACGCAACCCUGCUGCCAAGCGUGCUCGGCUACUGUUCGCUAAUUUUAGGGCUUCUUCCCCUGAGGACGGAGCCAUCUUCGGUCGCCUCUUCAGGACGUUUUCCAGAAGAAAACGGCCUGAGGGUGGACUUCGAGAUGGACCAGGGUGCGUUCUAAUAAUUGGUGGGCUCUUCAUCUUGCCACUGUUCUUCGUCUUCGUUGUACCAAAGUCGUUGGUUCCUCGUCGCUUGGAAUCCAGAAUAUCUGACGAUGAAGAGUACUUCCAGCAUCUGUAUUGCGGUCAUUAAGGUUCAUAAGGUUCAUCUCAACACUCAUCCUACUUCAGGACGACUCCUGUAUCAGAUACGUCUGAAAGAUGAAUAUCUUCGGGAGGCAUUAUUUCUAAUUCUAAAGUAGACGUAAAUACGUCGAAGACCCCGAGGCGACGAAGAAAUUGAUACAACUGAAGAACAAUGUUGAGGUUCCGAAGUCCUCGAUUGGACAGGUGCUGGAGCUUGAUAUACACCCCUAAAGAAUUUGGUAACUGUAACCAAAGAGAAUUGUUUCAGGUGGCACGCCGACUAGUACAGCACUCACUUCUACUCCAAGUCCAAACUGACUAGUGUAACGCCGACUACAGCACUCACUUCUACGCAGGGUCGUUUAUUACUUGGUUUUUACGCAGGGUCGUUUAUUAUUUUCACAGCACCCACUGUCUUCUACGCAGGACUAGUGUUAGUCUCAUCAUGAUUAAAAAUCACCGUCUAGUCCAAACACAUUAUUUGAGUGACUGUCGAAUAGGGUAUUCUUAUUCCGGCUUGUCGUUGGAGUCAAACACGCAGCUUAUCAACUUGGAAGUUCGAGGAAAAUUCGGAGUCAUCUUCUGAAGACAUGUUCUGAAGACAAGAGGUGAUAGAGGAGAAAAAGUAAAAAAACAGCAGGGAAGGCUGUAAAUUAACACAUGCACACCCGUAGACAAUAAUCUACUGGGUAAAUCAUCAUCAUCAUCAUACUUAUGCGGUUCUGUGAACCCGCGCUAGCUCUUGUACAAGGCAGGCCACGUCCCGGCUCUUCUCUUGGUCUGUAGGUUCGGGCCACGUUCCCGAUUCAAGUCACGCAAGUAAAUGUUGGUGCAGUUGUAGACAAGUAGGCAAAAAAAAAAUACUUAGACUGUUGUGAUUGAAGAUAUGAGUCAGAG